Messenger RNA from Hippocampus comes (tiger tail seahorse), 654 nucleotides. Its product is annotated as molybdopterin synthase catalytic subunit. Gene Ontology annotation, molecular function: molybdopterin synthase activity. Gene Ontology annotation, cellular component: cytosol; molybdopterin synthase complex. The transcript is spliced from 5 exons. The record is from RefSeq and is a predicted model, not a curated record. Lineage: Eukaryota; Metazoa; Chordata; Actinopteri; Syngnathiformes; Syngnathidae. The coding region runs from base 116 to 637 and encodes 173 amino acids. Gene Ontology annotation, biological process: Mo-molybdopterin cofactor biosynthetic process.
UGCAGGGUCACGUGGUGUUGGCGGUGCGCCAUCAGUACGUGGCCAUCGACGACCAGGAGGCGCUGACUCUGCGAGACGGGGACGAGGUCGCCGUGGUGCCGCCGCUGAGCGGAGGAUGAGCAGCCAGUCGCCACCCUUGGGGGCGUCAAAGAAGGGGCGGGACAUCUUCAAGCUGAGCCACCAUCGGCUAUCUGUCGAAGACGUGGUGGCGGCCGUCGGCAGCGCGUCCUGCGGCGCCAUUUCUCUCUUUAUAGGUACGACGCGCGAGGACCAGUCGGAGAGCGGGAAGGUGAUCGGUUUGGAGUAUGAGGCGUACGAGCCCAUGGUCCAGUCGGAGUUGGCCGAGCUGUGCCGCCGCCUGCGGGCGCGCUGGCCCGACCUCGCGCACAUCUGCGUGCACCACCGCCUCGGGUGGGUGCGGGUUGGCGAAGCCAGCGUGGUAGCUGCCGUCUCGUCUCCUCAUCGCCACGAUGGCCAGAGGGCCCUCGUUUGCCUGUUGGACGGCCUGAAGGCCAACGUGCCUGUGUGGAAGAAGGAAGUGUACGAGGACCGCAAAGCCAGCUGGAAAGAGAAUGCCGAAUGUGCCUGGGCCAGUUGCCAUGGAAACCAUGACGCUCAAACAAUGAUUGGUCAAUAAAGAAUAUAAUCCUAUCA